UUAAGUUGCGUUCCAACAUUCUGCGGCUCUUCCAGCUCCGGCUGUGGCCACUCUGUCAGCCUCUCCGCCCGUGGGGGAAAGACCCAGACGCAGACGUCUUCCUCCCCCUUUUUUUUUUUUUUUUUAAAUGUCCGAAGCGAUUAGGACGUCCUUAAACAAACGCAGAUUCUCUAUUCAUGACACCGUUAGAGCAGUCAUGGAGCUCAACAAAAUCGUGACCCUGUGGAUAUUUGGCUUGUGUCUCAUCGGAGGAAGUUGGACUGACAGGCCCAGCUCGUCCACGGCAGACGCUGCUGAAAAUGGAAUAUCAGAUUUCUGUCGCAUCGACGAGACGCUGUGCCGGGACGAGAACCCCGUCCUCAGCUUCGAGGCUAUCCGCAGCAUCCACAAGCAGAUGGACGACGACAAGAACGGCAACGUGGAUGUGGUGGAGACGGACGGGUUCUUGAGGGAGGACCUGAACUACCACGACCCCAAGGCCAAGCACAACAGCUUCCACGGGGACGACCAGUUCAUCAGCGUGGAGGAUCUGUGGAACGCAUGGAAGGGAUCUGAAGUGUAUAACUGGACUGUGGACGAGGUGGUAGAAUGGCUCAUCACCUAUGUGGAGCUGCCGCAGUAUGUGGAGGCCUUCCGCAAAAUGAGUUUUAACGGGAGCGCCAUGCCCAGGCUGGCCGUGAAGAACACCACGCUGAUGCACUCCAUCCUCAAGAUCCUGGACCGCAGCCACGUUCAAAAGCUGCAGCUCAAAUCGUUGGACACCGUGCUGUUUGGAGCGCCCCUCAUGAACAGACACAACCACCUAAAGGACUUCAUGCUAGUGGUGUCCAUCGUCAUCGGAAUGGGCGGUUGCUGGUUUGCGUACAUCCAGAACCGCUACUCCAAGGAUCACAUGAAAAAGAUGAUGAAGGACCUGGAGGGCCUGCAGCGGGCUGAGCAAAGUCUGCACGACCUGCAACAAAAGCUGCAGAUCGCCCAGGAGGAGCACCGCUCCGUGGAGGUUGAGAAGGUCAACCUGGAGCAGAAGCUGAGGGACGAGAUCAGCACGGCCAAGCAGGAAGCCCAGCGGCUUAGGGAUCUGCGCGAGGGCACAGAGAACGAACUCAGUCGACAGAAGUACGCCGAAGAGGAGCUUGAGCAGGUGCGCAUGGCCCUGAAGAAAGCUGAGAAAGAGCUGGAGUCGCGGAGUAGCUGGUCCCCUCCCGAGUCGUUGCAGAAGUGGCUGCAGCUCACCCACGAGGUGGAAGUUCAGUACUACAACAUCAAGAAGCAGAAUGCCGAACGGCAGCUCCUGGUGGCCAAAGAAGGGGCUGAGAAGAUCAAGAAAAAGAGGAACACCCUCUUUGGGACUUUCCACGUUGCGCACAGCUCAUCCCUGGAUGAUGUGGACCACAAAAUCUUGGCAGCAAAACAAGCACUGGGCGAGGUGACGGCUGCCCUGCGCGAGCGCCUCCACCGCUGGCAGCAGAUCGAGCUGCUCACCGGCUUCACCGUGGUCAACAACCCGGGCCUGCCAUCGCUGGUGUCGGCCCUCAACCUGGACCCCAGCUUCAUGGGGGGCCGCGCCACGCCGCAGCACUUCAUCGUGUCCGACGACAUGGACGACCUGGACGAGGACAUCGUGCCCGCGGUGCUGCAAUACGGCACUCGGCUGUUGAAGCGGCGAGCCAGUGACCUGUGGUCCGGCGGCUCGGAUUGUCAGCCCGUGUGGAAAAAUCUCGCUCCCAGCAUGAUGUCCCUGCGCCAGCGCCACAUUGACCCCCACCUGUCUUUGAGCUCGCAGAGGUUGGUAGAGGGUUCCCCGCUGGAAGGUCAGCAGGGGGAGGGAGCCUCGCACCCGGGUCCUCGGCCUCGGCCUGCCUUUCGAGAGUCCCGCAGCCAGUCUUUCGGGCACCUCGAGAGUCUGUGUCUGCCCCCGCUGUCCUCUGCCGUGUCGCACCCCGCCAUCAUCUGUAGCUCAGCCGCCAUUCCGCAUUCUUCGUCCUCCUCCUCUUCCUCUGUCAGCCCUCAUUCCUCCCACGUUUAUCACCCUUCCUUCCAGCCCAUGGACCCCAUUCCUGACCUCACCUUCUCCGACGACUCCAAAACGCACUCGGCGCGUAGCGACAGCUUCGGGGACCUGAAUCGGUCGGACUCUGACUCGUCGCUCUCUCUGUCGCACGCGAGCGACCGUCUGUCGGCGCUGGGCUCCAAAGGCCUCCUGAUGAAGCCCACCUCCCUGCUGCAGGGCCUGCCCAACGGCGGCGCCCGACUCCACGAGUGUGGCGCAGGUGAACACGCGCCUGACAGCCCCAUCCUCAUGAAGAGGGUCCAGCAGCAGCAGGAGGGGGCGAUGGCAGAGGCUCACAGCCCCGCCGAUUCCAUCCGUUCCCUCAGCUCCACCGAGCCGGAGACCCCCUCGCCCACCUGGGCCAAGGGCAACACCCGCAUCCCGCAGCUGUUGGCAAAGAAGAGCCCGCUGGAGGAGGACAGCGCCUCCACGGGCGAGGACACGGAUUCCACCGCCAGCCGCAAGAAACACACCUUCAAGCUCUUCAAGAAACAGAAGAAAUGAGGCAACUUUUUCUUUUUUUUUUUUAAAUGUGUAUUUUUUUUUUUUGGGAGGGGGGUGGGUGGGUGUUGCUUUGCAUUGUCCGGGACUGUUUGUUGCCCCGCAACACUUUGUGAGGUUUACUAUAGAACCUUUUGGACUCUGGGAGCAAUCAGCCGCUUUUACUGCUCACAGAAAGUUUGCAAUACUCGGCGGCUUUUGGGUGAAAUUCCAGGAUGAAACCACGAUUGUUCCGCUACGUCGUCAACAAGAUGACUUCUCGAGAUUUUUGAAUGCCCAAAGAAAGUUCCACGGUAACAUUGCCCGUGGCGCGAGACACACAUUUCAACAAAUGAAGCACUUAUUUAUGGUCGUAUUGAUGAGAUAUCUCAAAAGAAUUUUCUCACAAAUAUGUAGAAGCUGUUUUUUGAUGGCUUGACAUCAUGGAUAGCCUUCGAGCUAAUGUUAGCUACAUGGCAUGCUAUCCAUUUCAAAGUUAAAAGGGCACAUCUGUGAUAUUAAUUUACUGAUCCUGUCGGAUUAUCCACCACAUCUAGUUUAAAAUUGCUGUAAUAGUAGUGGUUUGGCUACAUCUUGUGGCAAAACGGUCGCAAGGAACAACUUUUUGGGAGGGUGUCAAUUACUGGUCAAUGUUUGUUAUUCGGAGCAGUAUAUUUGCGGGUUUCUCACAAAGAGCUGAAAGGUAAAUGUGUGAUCUAUGUAUGAUUGUUUUUUUUAUUCAGUCCUCUUCUGCUUGCAGUCAAUAUCAGGACAUCAUGAUACUGAGACAACCACUGAGAAUUGAUCAAUAUCAAUCAAUUGAUCAUGCUUACAAUGUCAUCAGCAGGUUGCAAAAAUAGAGACCGAAAGAAGUUGACGUCCUUCACGGUCAGGAAUGAAAUAGCAGUUGUGGAAUUUGCUGCUGUUAUGAGAAUUCACUUCACUGGAAAGUGGUGAGAAAUUUGGCUCAUGUAAAAAAAGUCUAUUUUAGUCUAUUAUAGGUUCAUCUUAAAAUUUCACCCUAAAGCUCCACAGCGGUCACUUGUAGUGACGAGUUUUUGUGUGCGUGGGGUCGGGAGGUAAAAUAAUUGCAAUGUAAAGAAUUUAAUCUAUGCCAGUCUCAAAGGGAAACUUUUUUUUUUUUUUUUUUCCAGCAUGUCUUUUGAUGCAUGCUGACAAUUUUUUUCCCCCUUUCCGUCCUCUUGACAACUCAGCACUGAGUGAAAAGGGUCAGGUGUGAAUUUUUUUUUUUUUUUUGACAUGGACUAAACGACCCAAAGGUGUUGAAACUGGAUCUGUCUGCGUUUAUUUUGUGUGCAAAACUCUCGCUUUAUGCUGUUGUUUUGAGUUCGCUAUUUAUUUAAACGGGGUUCUUGUGUCAUCAGGAGAAAAAUGUUACCCAAAAAAAAACCCAUAAUUAUAAAGAAAAACAGAAAUCAACCCUCCCAUGAUCCAAUUGUAGUAGUUUUCAACCAGAAGUACUGUAUUUUUUAGUCUUCUGACCAACUGAUAGCCUUUUCGUCGUCUGAGGGUCUCGUGGUUAAAAAACGGAUAUAACACAACCACUGUCUAAAAAAAAAAAAAAAAAAAAAAAAAAAAAGGGGGGGGGGGAGGGGGUGCUGUGGCUUGCAGGUAUAAUGUCUUGAAUCUUUUUCUACAUUUGUAUAUACGUAGUGAUUAUUGGGUGCUGUAAAAGGGCUAAAUAGAACAAUUUGGUAUCAACCCACCCAAAUAGUGACGCUAAAGGCCAAGGAUGCCACAUCAAAGUGCCAAAGCUGAACGCCAUUUUGUAAGAGUGUUCCAGCGACAAUUCGUUCUUUGUCUCGGAUGUUUACAUUUUUCAAUGGGGGCGGGGGCUCACAUCACUAUGCAUCUGUAGUUUCAGCUUCUUCUCGUCCACAAAAAAAAAAAAAAGAAAAUGACAAGCCGGUCUCAAACACGAGAUACGGUUUGAAGAUUUUACAAACUGCUACCGUUUUUUUUUUUUCCCUAUUUUUUUUCCAGAAAUCGAUACGCCUUUUGGUUAACAGCUCUACUUACUGUUCAUGACAUCCUGGAUGUUUUUUGACGCAUGUCCAAGUGCUUCGAUCGACUUGCCCAGCUGCCCUAUCCUAAUAAGUUCUUAUCAGCUUUUGAGCUCGUAUUUAUGAAAAACCAGACGGUAUAUUUGUACAGUGAUGACUUUUUGCAUCUCCAGUGAUGGUCUUUUAUGGCACUCUUGCAUGAAAAGCAAUAAACUAUUUUAAACAAAUAACUAGAAUAUUGUUUGUUGUACACAUUGCCAUAUACAGUUGAGUGUACCGUAAUUUUCCGGCCUACAGAGUGGACCUAGUUAGUUAUAAGCCUCACCCAGUACAAAUGUAAAGGAAAUACCAUUUGGUACAUACAUACGCCGCACCUGUGUAAAGGCCGCAAGUGCCCACAUUGAAAUGAGAUAUUUACAAAAAAAAGACAGUACGCGGAAAUAGUUAAACGCUAGCGCUAAUGCUAACAGGGCCGGUGAAAACAAAACUUGCUGGUAAAUAUCACAGACACUCCAGUCACACUGCAGCAACAUGCUAAUGCGAGCACGACGCCAAUAGGGCCGGUAAAAGUCACUUCCUCGGCACAUAUAUUCCACCGGUCUCAUGUUUACCUUUUCCGCUCGAGUGCCCUAUUGUGGCCGUGAGAAAAAAAUGCACAAAUUAGCCACAUCACCGGAUAAACCGCAGUGUUGAAAGCGUGUGGGGGAGUUGCGAUUUGUAGGCCGGAAAUUACAGUAAUUUUUCUUUUCAAUGUGCAAUCACCACACAAUGUAAAAAAGACAGCAGGCGAGGGAAACUAUUUUGUGUGCAUUGUUUUUCCUAAUGCUAAUUUAUCAAAACAGAUACUGUACAGAAAUGACAUGAAAAUUCAUCUUUAUUAUUAAUUACGUACAUUUCAGAUGCUGUAUUUAUUUUUAUUUUUUUUACUUUUCAAUCUCUCAACGCUUUGACAUCUGGAUUCGCGUGCGUAAAAAUAUGAUCAUAUGGUGUCAUUUCCAGUAGGUAACCUUUGCCGCUAACUGCCUGAUGCUUGGUUCUUGAUUUUGUCAGUUUUUUGACGGCCGCCUGUUCUCCACUCAACUAACCUCAAAUUUAGUGGGAAAAGAGUCACAAGUCACAGCAUCUUCGUGCUAGUUACCGCACCGCAUGGCUUCUCCUUCACGCCCAACUCUCCGCUCCUCAACUUCCACGAAGGUUUCACAUGCGUUUAGUCAACUCAUCGGAUGGGAGGUUUGUUGAAAUGCAAAGUUGCUAGACGCGUUAGCUAGCCAAUAACUAGCGCUAAUAAAGUCGGUUCAGGUAAGCUAGCGUCCUUGCUAACAAUACAAGUACUCCCCUUCGACGAUAGGACAAAAUAUUGCCUCGUUUCUUAGUACAGUGGUACCUUGGUUUUCGAAUGUCUCUGUUUUCGUACAAAUCGUUUUUUGAAUGUUUUGAGAUUUUUUUGCUUUGGUUUUUGAAUGAAAAUCUGAAUUUGAAUGCCCUGUUCAGCUGACCCAUGAUGAUUUGUUAUUGUGCUUUUGAGGGUACCCCCCCCCCCCAAGAAAAAAAAAAAACGAAACUGGUUGGUUGAAACACUUGUAUUGCAUUAUUUUUUUUUUUUUUUUGGUUCAUUAACCCUACCUCUAGUUCCAAGUUAAAUUUUUUGUACAUUACGUACUUUCUGUGCAAAUAAAAAACAAGUUGUCCGCCCC
Messenger RNA from Syngnathoides biaculeatus (alligator pipefish), 6248 nucleotides. RefSeq names its product stromal interaction molecule 1-like. Gene Ontology annotation, cellular component: plasma membrane; endoplasmic reticulum. The record is from RefSeq and is a predicted model, not a curated record. Bases 128 to 2554 code for a protein of 808 amino acids. Lineage: Eukaryota; Metazoa; Chordata; Actinopteri; Syngnathiformes; Syngnathidae. Gene Ontology annotation, molecular function: protein binding; calcium ion binding; calcium channel regulator activity. Gene Ontology annotation, biological process: intracellular calcium ion homeostasis; store-operated calcium entry; activation of store-operated calcium channel activity. The transcript is spliced from 14 exons.